This is a messenger RNA of Neogale vison (American mink), 1573 nucleotides long. It is a transcript of the gene GLMP, whose product is annotated as glycosylated lysosomal membrane protein. Gene Ontology annotation, cellular component: lysosome. The transcript is spliced from 6 exons. NCBI's taxonomy places the organism in Eukaryota, Metazoa, Chordata, Mammalia, Carnivora, Mustelidae. The coding region runs from base 48 to 1268 and encodes 406 amino acids. The record is from RefSeq and is a predicted model, not a curated record.
UGUCACAUGACUCUGGGGUCUCUUCCGCCCUCUGAAGUUGGGGCCCCAUGUGCGGCAGCGAGGGGCCCCGCUGGCGCUGGGGGCGCGGUGCCCCCGGCCCCACACUCCUCCUGAGCCUGCUGGCGUCUGCAGCCCCGCUCGGCCUGCUGGGGGACGAGACCCGCCAGGUGUCUCUGGAGGUCAUCCCGGACUGGCAGGGGCCCCCCCAGAACCUGCUGCACAUCCGGGCAGUGGGCGCCAACUCCACGCUGCACUACGUGUGGAGCAGCACGGGGCCCCUGGCAACCCUGCUGGUGGCGACCGACACCCCCCACAGCACCCUGGCCGUCAACUGGAGCCGCCUGCUCUCCCCAGAGCCGGACGGGGGCCUCACCGUGCUCCCCAGGGACAGCAUCCGGUUCUCUUCUGCCAUUGUCUUCACCAGGCUGUUUGAAUUUGACGACACCAACACAUCGGAGGCGUCCGUCAAGCCUCCGGGAAAACCGUAUCCCCCGUAUUCCCUGGCCGAGUUCUCCUGGGACAACAUCACGGACUCUCUGGACCCUGCCACCCUGAGUGCCACGUUUCGAGGCCACCCCAUUCGUGACCCCACCGGGGCUUUUGCCAACGGCAGCCUGGCCUUCAGGGUGCAGGCCUUUCCUGGCUCCGGCCGGCCGGCCCAGGCCCCACGCCUCCUGCAUUCAGCGGACUCCUGCCAGCUUGAGGUGUCCCUGGUUGGGGCCGCUCCCCGGGGAAACCGUUCCCUGUUUGGGCUGGAGCUCGUCACCCUGGGCCGGGGCCCCGACUGCCCGUCCGUGCGAGAGCAGAGCUCCAUCGAUGACGAGUACACGCCUGCUGUCUUCCAGUUGGACCAGCUGCUGUGGGGGUCCCCCCCAUCAGGCUUCAUGCAGUGGCGGCCAGUGGCUUUCUCCCAGAGGCAGAGGGGCCGGGAUUCGGCCCUGCCCUGCCAAGCUUCCCCACUGCACCCCACCUCAGAGUACCCUCUCCCCCAGUCCCCCAUUGUCCGAGCCUUCUUUGGGUCCCAGACCAACUUCUGUGCCUUCAAUCUGACCUUUGGGACUCCCACAGGCCCCGGCUACUGGGACGAACGCUACCUCAGCUGGUCGAUGCUUCUGGGCGUAGGCGCUCCUCCGAUGGACAGCUUGUCCCCGCUCAUCUUGGGCAUCAUGGCGGUGGCCCUGGGGGCCCCGGGGCUCAUGUUGCUGGCAGGAGGCCUGUUUCUGCUGCUGGGCCACAAGCAGUGCUCCGAAUACCAGCCUAUCAACUGAGGCCCACUCGCCGGGGCGGGGGUAUGCACUUCCGGGCCUGCCUCGCCGGUCUGCCGAAUGGAGGGUCAGCUGCUCCCUUCUCCAUCCGGCUUCCCUGCAGGACCUCAGAGACCACCCCCAGGGGUGGCUUCCUUCACCCUCCGGGGAGGGACAGCAACAGGGUGAUUGCUGGGGGGGGGAGUCCCUUGGCAAUCCCUUCCCGCCCCUCGAGCCCUGUUUCCCGGGAUGGGACUCGGGCCUAAUGAGAGGCCUCUGACUGGUUGGCCACCCUGGAAGGGACGAAAUAGACUCUUUUUCCCCCACAA